AACGCUCUCUCAACGGUAACUAGGCAACAAGACGCUUCGCAGACGCUAACGUUAGACCAGCUAAAACUAAACAAAGAACAUUUUAUCUUAAUUUAAGCGACAGAACAAGGGGAAAAAAGGCUUAAUGAAGUUGUUAAACAGAGAAAAUUAAUCAUCCAAGACGUGAAGUGUGUGUGUGUGUGUGUGUGUGUGUGUGUGUGUUAGACAUCAUGUCAGAUACUGAAGGUAAGGAGGAGACUUCAGGAGAAGAAACAGAGGCUGAGUCACUGAAGAUGACCGGACAGUCUCAGGUCUACACUGCAACCAGAGACACACUUUUCCCAAAGAAGAUAACUCAAACUAGGACACACUCACUGUCAUUAGAUUGGGUAUUAGGGAUGAAUCCUUCACUUCCUACCUUCAGUCUGCAAGACCACGAUCAGCUGGUGGUCCUCUAUGCUGGAGCUCAUGUUGGGAUCAUUUACAAUCACACCUCCAACUCCCAGCACAUACUUCAGGGUCACUGCAGUCCCAUCUCAUGUAUGUGUGUGAGUGAAGACAGACGCUGGAUUGCAACAGCAGACCUGGGCCCGAAAAGCACCUUGAUAAUAUGGGACUCCUACUCUGGCAUUCCUGUACACACGAUGUUCGACUGCCACCCCGAGGGGGGUGUCACUGCGAUGGCAUUUUCAAGUGACACCAAACAUCUGGCAACCCUUGGGGCUGAGGAAGCUCAAUGUGUGUGUAUUUGGGAUUGGACAAACGACAUAGAAAAGCCUUUGUGCUGUACUCAGCUCAAUCCUAAACAUGGUUUUCAAGAUUACAUCAUUUUUAAUCCAAAUGAUAGCACUCAGCUGCUCAGCAGCAGUGAAAGACAGGUGUUAUUUUACACCAGGGCCGCGGAUAGUCUGCAAUACAUUUCCCCGAAGUUUAAGAAGUGUUUCAACACAUCACAGCAGUUCUCUGAAUCAGCCACCAGUGGAUUUGAUUCUAUGUUUACGCAGACUUCUCCUGACAACUCUGUCAAGGUGGCUGGCAGGUCAUUCAGCCAGUCUGUGUUUCACUGGAGAAACCCUCAGGUCCUUACAGCAACUACAAAGGGAAGCAUUGUGGUGUGGGAUGUGAUAGAAGACUUGGGUCCAGACCAAAGCCUCCCCAAAGACAGAAUCAAGUUCAUUCUUUUACAGGACAAUCCGAUCACUGCUCUCACUGUAACUGACAGUAGUAUCGUGAUUGGUGACACUCAAGGCCAUAUCAAGUUUUAUGAUGAAAAAUUCAGGCUUCUCAUUUGCUACAGCGACUUCAACCUGGACGCUAUUGUUUCCAUUUCCUUUUCCAAAGAGUGCACUGAGGCAUACAUGGAGGUUUGCGCUGUGGGGGCAAAGCCAUUACUAAUCAGGAACUUUGUUGUGUCCACAGUCAGUUCCACAGUAGUACACGUGAAUACACAGAAAGGCAUCCCUCAAAUCCUUCUGCAGGAGAAUUGUGAGCCUCUACAUGCAGUGGCCUGCCACCCCAAACAGCCAGCUCUAGUCAUGGGCAAUCAAAGGGGUAUUUUAAAACUGUGGGACUAUAACAACAAAGUGAUGAUCUGCAGCAGGGUCUUCACGACAGAGAAGCAGAUUCAGUGUGUCACUUUUGACCCUCAAGGAUUAUACAUGGCAGUUGGCUUCGGCAGUGGAGCUGUUCACAUACUGAAUCCCACCACUUUACAAAGUGAUCCAGAGGAGUGUUUCCAUUACGCUAAAGACAGCAUCCAUCACAUUACUUUCUCUUCUGACUCAAAGUAUCUUGCCACUGCGGAUGCUGGAAAAGCAGUGACGGUGUUCCGCCUGCAGACCAAUGAAGACUCUUUGCCUCGCUGGAUGUAUGUAGGCAGAUACCGCUCCCACUACAAGCCCAUCAAAGACCUCCUUUUUGGGGUUCACCUGGACAGCACCCAACCCAGACUGCUCUCUCUGGGAAUGGACCGCCGACUGGUGGAGUAUGACCUGGAAAACAGUGAUGUGAAUAAUCUUCUCAUCUUGAGCUCGGAGCAAAUUGAGCAAAGUGCUGUGCCAAUGUGCAUGACUUGGUAUCCUCCCCUCACCGCGGAGCAAUUUCUUCUCAUCGCCUCAGACCGAUACAAGAUGAAGCUUUUCAACAGCACUACCAAGAUGUGCAGAAAGACGCUUCUUGGGCCAACAUAUGGCUCUCCCAUCAAGAAAGUGGUGCUUCUUCCCAUGUCUAAAGAGGUUGAGACAAAUUCGUAUUACCUGGCGUACAUCACAGAGGACCAGGUGGGUCUCCAGAUUUUGCCUCUGGACGGGAACCCCUACAGAUCCAAUGCUUUGAUCUGCCAUCCGACAGGGGUGUCUGCUUUUGCCUGCUCCCACGAUGGCCGAUUUGUUUUCACUGCAGGAGGAUCUGACUGCACUGUCCUGUCGUGGGAGAUAAGCUUAAAUGCGUUGGAGGCAGCAGCUACCUUGGGAGGAAAGGACCUGUUGCCCUUUUACACUCUUUUAAAGGGAGGCAGAGAUGGCUUAUUCUACAGGGAGAUGGAGGAUUUUUUCUAUUACUGCCAAGUCCGCCAUCAAGGGACUGACUCAAUGGAGAAACGACAAACGUCUACCAAAAUCCCCCUGUCAGAGGUUCCCUCUUUAAUGAGAGCUUUGGCCUACUUCCCUACUGAGCAAGAGAUAGAAGAUAUGCAUAACGAGGUCAAGUUCAGCAAGUAUGCAGAAACAGGACAAUAUGUGACCGACAUCGACCUGGAGGAGUUUAUCAAGCUGUACGUCAACCACCGACCAGCUUUCGGCAUCUCUAGCGAUGAGUUUGCUCAAGCUUUUCAUGUCCUUGGUCACUGUGAUAGUACAGAACAGCCUAUUCUGAAAAGACACGAGCUACUAGAACUUCUACAGGCUCGAGGAGAACACAUGACGGAGGAAGAGGUGACAGAGUGUUUCACAACACUUUUAGGUCUCAAAGAAGAGGAAGAAGAAGGAGUAGGGGGAGGUUCUGAGCAAGACAAAUCUGACAGUGGAGACUCAGAAUAUUCACUGGAGUGCGUGAUCCCAGAUGAGAUUUCUGUGGAGACGUUUACAAGUCGCAUCCUGGGCUUCCCACCAUUCUCGGCAGAGCAGCGUGGAAGGUCUUCCCCUCCAGAGUGAUAAAGGCAAUGAGCCUCAGACUCUUCUCCUCAUUUUCUUUCCAUAACUAGCCUAACAGAGAUGCUGGAUUUUUUUAUGUAUUUGAAUUCAAAAUAUGAUCGAAAACCUUAAGUUAGAUCCUCAUGUCCAGCUUUGUCAAAUACUAUAUGAAAUUAAAUACAUACAACAUAUAAAA
Dicentrarchus labrax (European seabass) is the source of this 3303-nucleotide messenger RNA. It is a transcript of the gene cfap251, whose product is annotated as cilia and flagella associated protein 251. Bases 210 to 3128 code for a protein of 972 amino acids. Gene Ontology annotation, molecular function: protein binding. The record is from RefSeq and is a predicted model, not a curated record. NCBI's taxonomy places the organism in Eukaryota, Metazoa, Chordata, Actinopteri, Moronidae. The transcript is spliced from 20 exons. Gene Ontology annotation, cellular component: sperm flagellum.